Molecule: messenger RNA, 1084 nt
Organism: Fusarium oxysporum Fo47
Lineage: Eukaryota; Fungi; Ascomycota; Sordariomycetes; Hypocreales; Nectriaceae
Product: ClpP/crotonase-like domain-containing protein
Exons: 2
Coding region: 14-1084 (356 amino acids)
Cellular component (GO): mitochondrion
Molecular function (GO): hydro-lyase activity
Source: RefSeq, a predicted model, not a curated record
AAACUCAACCAAAAUGCCGUUCCCAAAACUCCCCCCAAGAGUCGCCUACAUCCGUCUCUCAAACCCCACCAAGCGCAACGCCCUCAGCAUCCCCGUGCUCAAAGACCUCAAGUCCCAGCUCGACAGCGCCCUCACGUUACGACCUACCAGGCGAAUGGGCCUGCUCCCCAAAUUCACCCCUAACGCUCUCGAAGAGCUCGAAGAGGCCUUACAAGAUCCGACCUCGAAGCAAUGGAAGCGUUGGGGCUGGCUCGUCAGCGCAUCUGAAUGGAAGAAACAACGUGUUGGUGCACCUGAUGUUCUGGUCCUUAGAAGCGAAGGGCCUGUCUUCUCAUCAGGCCAUGAUCUCAAAGAGCUGUCUAAGAUGAGUCGGGAUGAUGUCAAGACUCUGUUUAACCUUUGCUCCGAUGUCAUGAUGACCAUUCGGAGGAGCCCUGUCCCAGUUGUUUGUCCAAUCCAAGGGCUUGCGACAGCUGCUGGAUUCCAACUUGCCAUGAGCACCGACUUCCCUAUUGUUCUACCAGACACCCAAUUUGCUCUCCCAGGAGCAAAGAUCGGAUUACCAUGCACUAGUCCCUCAACAGCAAUUUCACGACGUUUUCCCGCCGCGGCGACAUAUCGACUCCUCGCCACAGCAGAACCAAUCAAAGCAUCAGACUACCCAGACGCCGUCGACGUUGUCAAAGUCUCACCAGGCGAAGAUCCAGAGGAGGCUCUUGAAAAACGUGUGGCAGCUGUGAUUGAGCGGCUAGCUUCAAUGUCGCCUCAGCAGCAGGCUGUAGGAAAAUGGGCAUACUGGUCGCAGUUUGGAUUUGGAAAAACGUAUGGUGAUGGAUACGAUCAGGCUACCCAAUUUGCGGCUAGAGUUAUGGCGCUGCAUGCCAAGAGUGAGGAUGCUAAGGAGGGUAUUGCUGCGUUUUUGGAGAAAAGGGAGGCGGUCUGGAUAAGUAAUGGUGAACAUGAGGCGGAGGAGACGACGGUUGAUGAUGCUUCUGCAACUAAAAUCGCCGAUCCUGUUACCGAGGCUGAGAUCGCGACUCCCGAGACUGACGGAGAUCGUCCUCCCACGACAGAUCGUAGCUAA